AUGUUUUUCUCGUUUCAGACAAACAUGGUGGGGAUGAUCCUUGCAACACGGCGUGCCCCACUGCGUGGUGAGGUUUGCAAUCUGGAGGAAACCGUGCCAGAGGCAGCUCAGGCCAUGGAGCGCCUAGAAAAGCAGGUGACUGGAGCCCUGCAGAGCAUGUCCAAGGAGGUCGAUCAAGAUGGAGCCGGUGCGCGGCCCUCUGCAGAGGCCUUUGCAGAACUCCUGGUGGUGGAGCUAUCAGGUGCCCACCCCGUGGAUACCCCCAGCGCCGUUCCAACGAAGCACCGCUUCCGUGCGCGGCUGCGACCCCAGCGUGGCCGGACGUUGGUGGAGGCGGUGGAGGUUCACUGGGAGAAUGGCGUCGUCUCUGUGACAGCGUGUGGUGGAGCAACAGCUCUGAAGGAUGGAUCCGGCUACGGUUUACGCUUCAUCAAUGGACCCAGCUAUGAGACCUUAGUCCUCGGCAGCAACCUGGUCAAUGGCAAGCUCGUCCGAACCUUGGAGGAGUGGCGAGAGGCACUCGUUCCAGACUCUGGCAGCAUUUGGACCUUGGAGACUGACUUGGGCAUUCUGCUGGCGUCACCCUUCAAGGAGACCCUGUCCACUCAGCUGCAGCGCGGCAAAGUGGAUGCCUACUUGCUGACCCAAGGCAUAGAACAGGCUGGGAAAGUCAGCUACCAAAGCAGGGAUACAAGUCAAAGCAGGUGUAGAGUAGAAUACUGGGUAGUAUAUAGAAUAUAA
Messenger RNA from Cladocopium goreaui, 741 nucleotides. The record is from the annotation of a GenBank genome assembly. NCBI's taxonomy places the organism in Eukaryota, Dinophyceae, Suessiales, Symbiodiniaceae.